AUGACAGAAGGAAUGGAACAAUGGGACUUGACGUCCAAGAUUUCUCCCUAUUUGGAUCGACACAUGAUGUUUCCCUUGUUGGAGUUUAUGGACGGUUUGAUCAAGGAAGGCAAGAUUGGGUACUCAUCAAAGGAUGUAGCUGCUGCUCGUCUCGCGUUGCUCAAGCCUACACACAUGGUCGAUUACGCAAUUGAUAUUCACAAGAGUUUGGAAGGCGGAACUGUACCAAAAGAAAUGGAGGAAAAGAAGGCAACUACUUUGAAAACCUUGGAAGAACUAGAGAAUGGCUGCAAGGCUCUGCAUGAAUUGAAUUCCAACGCAGAAGAGAAGUCCAAAUUGUUGGCUGCUGGAAAGUGGAACGUCCCUGCUCUUGGGGAUCAUAAGAUUACCCCUGAUGUCGUUGAAACUUAUCGCCAACAUGCUAAAUUCAAAUUUGAAUGUGGGGACUACAAGGGUUCUCGAGAUAUGCUAGAGGUUUACAUUUCAUUGUUUGCCAAGGCUCCCAAAGCCUCCAACUCUACAGAGGAUGACGAGUUGCUGGCAUAUACCAAUUCUUCCAAAUCGCAAUCAAAAGAAAAGGAAGAAACCGGAGACUCAAAUAUUUAUUACCUCACCGCUGUCAAUGAAAGCAUUUUGCAAACUCUUUGGGGAAAACUUGCUUGCGAAAUUUUGGUCGAAGACUGGGAAGCCGCCAGUGUCGCUGUCGAAGCCGUCAAGGCAGCCAUUGAAUCCUUGGUUUCCUCAAACCAAGUCAGUCCACUCAAGGCUCUUUCGCAACGUACGUGGUUGCUGCACUGGGCCUUGUUUGUCUACUGGAACAACUCUGCCAAGGGUGGUCUAGAACAACUGGUGGAACUCUUCCACACGGAACGAUACAAGCAAGCCAUUACUACCAAUGCUCCACACCUUUCGAGGUACUUGACGGCUGCUGUUCUAUUGUGCAAGCGCCGUCUGACCAAAAAGGCUGGAUCUCCCGGUACGGACGCCCGACGUGUCAUGAAGAACUUGAUCAAUGUCAUGCAAGACUGUGAACACACGGACCCCAUUGUCGAAUUUGUGAACUGUUUGUGCGUCAAGUUUGACUUUGAAUCGGCACAGACCAAGCUGGCCGAAUGCGAAAAUGUACUCGCCGCAGAUUUCUUCCUGUGCCAGCAAACGGCACUGUUCAUGGAGGAAGCUCGUGUCUUUGUAUUUGAGAAUUACUGUAGAAUCCACAACAAGAUUGACUUGAGUGCUCUUGGCACCAAGUUGGCCAUGAAUCAGGACGAAGCAGAAAGAUGGAUUGUCGACUUGAUCAGAAAUGCUGAUUUGGAUGCCAAGAUUGACUCGGAAGAAGGGUGUGUAGUAAUGGGUGGCAGUGUCCAAAGUGUAUACGAACAAGUAAUGGAGCGCACUCGGGAUCUCAAUGUACGAAGUGCCACUUUGACACAAAACCUAAAUACUGUCCUGAACGAGGCACGAAAAGAAAAGAAAAAGAAGGAGGAGGCAGCCCGUGAAGAAGAUUAG
Molecule: messenger RNA, 1506 nt
Organism: Cylindrotheca closterium
Lineage: Eukaryota; Bacillariophyta; Bacillariophyceae; Bacillariales; Bacillariaceae
Source: the annotation of a GenBank genome assembly